Messenger RNA from Ostreococcus lucimarinus CCE9901, 2866 nucleotides. RefSeq lists its product with no specific name. The coding region runs from base 1 to 2811 and encodes 936 amino acids. The record is from RefSeq and is a predicted model, not a curated record. The transcript is spliced from 2 exons. Gene Ontology annotation, biological process: mismatch repair; mitotic recombination. Gene Ontology annotation, cellular component: MutSalpha complex; nucleus. NCBI's taxonomy places the organism in Eukaryota, Viridiplantae, Chlorophyta, Mamiellophyceae, Mamiellales, Bathycoccaceae. Gene Ontology annotation, molecular function: ATP binding; mismatched DNA binding; ATP-dependent DNA damage sensor activity.
AUGUCGAACGAACCCGACGCGCGCGCCGCGACGGCGACGGGCGCGCUCGCGCUCGACGACGCCGCGAGCGCCAAGUUCGUGCGGUUUUACCGCGGGCUUCCGAGCGAGACGGCGCGCGUGGUGCGGUUUUUCGAUCGUAAAGAUUGCAUCAGCGCGCACGGCGAUGACGCGAUGUACAUCGCGCGGGCGUUCUAUAAGACGACGAGCGUGAUCAAGACGAUGGGAUCGGGCGACGACGCGUUGCCGGGCGUCGCGCUCAACCGAUCGAUGUUCGAGAGCGCGCUUCGCGAACUUUUACUCGAUGGUGACGGCGCGCGCGUGGAGUUUUACGAAGAGAGUAAACCGAGCGGGACGUGGACGUGCGUGAAGUCGGCGUCGCCGGGGAAAUUGCAAGCGUUCGAGGAUGAGCUGUUUCGGUCGAACGAGAUGUCGGACGCGUCUGUGGUGUGCGCGGUGCGCGUGGCGAACGGGAACGUGGGCGUGGCGUACGCCAACACGACGACUCGGGAGCUCGGGGCGUGCGCGUUCGUGGAUGAUGAGCAGUAUUGCACGCUGGAAAGCGUGUUAUGUCAGAUUGGAGUCAAAGAGUGCGUCGUGCCCAAGGAAGGGACCGAGACGCCGGAGGGGCGUCGAUUGCGAGACGUCGUCUCGCGAUGCGGUGCGCUCGCCACGGAGCGUCAGGCCCGCGAUUUCGACGCGCAAGACUUGGAGAAUGAUUUGGGGCGACUCGUGCGAGGAAACGUUGAGGCGCAUCGGGCGGUGAUUGAUCAAUCGCACGCCGCAGCGUGUCUCGCGGCGGUUUUGCGAUUCAGCGAAAUGUUGGCGGAUAGCGCCAACCACGGUCGAUGCACGCUGAGUAUGUACGACACCGGUCGGUACAUGCGACUCGAUGCUUCGGCACUGCGCGCUCUGAAUGUUCUCCCUGAGCGCUCUGACGGCCCGAGCAGCUUCAGUUUGUACGGUUUAUUGAACAAGUGCCGAACGCCGAUGGGGCGCCGUUUGCUCUCGCGAUGGCUGAAGCAGCCGCUCGUGGACGUUAACGAAAUCGCCACGCGACACGAUGUCGUGAACGAAUUCGUCACCAAUGCAGAGGUUCGUGACGCCCUGCGCGGUGCGCACUUGCGAGCGUUGCCGGACAUCGAACGGAUCACUCGUAAGCUCGAACGCCGCAAGGCGUCGCUCAUGGAUUUGUGCCGAUUGUACCAAGCGAGCGCGGCGCUUCCACACAUGGCCGAGGCGCUCGAACGGUGCGAGGGACGUCAUGGCGAUUACAUUCGCAAGAAGUAUGCGGAAGAACUCAAAAAGCUGAGCGCCCCGAGUCAUCUCGGCCGGUUCGAGGCGCUCUUAGAAGCGGCAGUGGAUCUGAGCAAGAUUCCCGACGAGUACGUCAUUUGCGCUUCGUACGACGCCGAGCUGGGCGAGUUGCAAAAACAGAAGGAUACACUGGAGAAGCAAAUCCGUGAUGCGUUUGCGGAUGCGAGCGAUGAUUUGGGCAUGGAACGCGAUAAGCAAUUAAAGUUAGAACACAACAACAUGCAUGGUUGGUUCAUGCGAUUGACGAAGAAAGACGAAACGAGCGUGCGAAAAAAGCUCAGCGUGAGUUAUCAGAUUCUGGAAGCGAAGAAGGAUGGCACGAAGUUUACGAACAAGAAGAUUCGUGGUCUUUCGGAGCAGCGUGUAUCUCUCGACAGAAGCUACGACGCGAAGCAGCGACACUUGGUCGAUCGCGUCGUCGACGUCGCGGCGACGUUUUCCGAAAUCUUUCUGAGCGUUUCGGCGAUGACGGCGGAAAUCGACGUCCUCGCGUCUUUCGCUGAGGUCGCCGUCAGCGCGCCGGUGCCGUUCGUGCGCCCGAUUAUGCACGAGAAGACGUCUGAUACGAUCCACCUGGAGAACUCGCGCCAUCCAAACGUCGAAGCGCAGGACAACGUGCGAUUCAUCGCCAACACGUGCUCGAUGAAGAAGGGCGAGUCUUGGUUUCAAAUUAUCACUGGCCCAAACAUGGGCGGUAAGAGUACAUUUAUUCGCCAAGUUGGCGUGUGCGUGCUCUUAGCGCAGGUUGGAAGCUUCGUGCCGUGCGACGACGCCGUGAUUGCUGUACGAGAUGCCAUCUUCGCGCGCGUCGGCGCCGGCGACUGUCAACUCCGCGGCAUUUCCACCUUCAUGGCGGAGAUGUUAGAAACCGCCGCCAUCUUGAAGGCCGCGACUUCAUCGAGUCUCGUUAUCAUCGAUGAACUCGGCCGCGGAACGAGUACAUACGACGGAUUCGGUCUCGCGUGGGCGAUAAGCGAGCACAUCGUCAAUGAGAUUCAAGCGCCGUGUCUGUUUGCCACUCACUUUCACGAGCUCACCGCGCUCGAAGGCCCGAGUGGCGUCUCCAACUUUCACGUCGAGGCGCUCAUCGACCAGGAGAGCCGAAAGCUCACCAUGUUGUACCAAAUCAAGCCGGGGGCGUGCGAUCAGUCGUUCGGGAUUCACUGCGCCGAGUUCGCGCGGUUCCCCGAAGAAGUGCUCAAAAUCGCUCGCGCAAAGGCGGACGAGCUCGAAGACUUUUCCAAAUCCGGCGCCGAGCGCGCCGUCGCCGACAUCUCCGACCCCAAGCGCCAACGAACCGAUGAACCCGGUGUAUCCGACGACAUGGCCCGCGGCGUCGUCCGCGCUCGCCAAUUCCUCUCCGACUUCGCCGCCGUCCCUCUCGACCGCAUGACGCCCGCCGAAGCCGUCGCGCGCGCUCGACAACUCAAAUCCGAGCUCGAGACCGACGCCAAGCACUCCCCUUGGCUCCUCGACGUCCUCUCCAACGCCGCGUGAUCACUCAGCCGUCCGCGAUCCGCGCGCGCGUCGCGUUCGACCGCGUCGCGCCCAG